This is a messenger RNA of Chelonoidis abingdonii (Abingdon island giant tortoise), 3145 nucleotides long. The record is from RefSeq and is a predicted model, not a curated record. NCBI's taxonomy places the organism in Eukaryota, Metazoa, Chordata, Testudines, Testudinidae.
GAGAUGAGCUCGGUUCUGUGCUGGGACAGGCCGCGUCCCACAGCCCGAGCCCGGGGGCUGCAGUUCACCGCCUGCCAGGCCCUGAGAAGAGCUGGCUCGGGCCACUAGACCUCGCGCCCCUCCCGAGGGUGAGGGCAGAACCCAGGAGUCCGGAGCCCUGGUCUCCGUCUGCCCUCACCCCCUCGAAAGCUAGACCACAACUGGAAAGCUUGAAACCUGGGAAUCCAGAGUCGUCCUGCCCCGACAAGCAUCAGACACCAGCCCCUUCCCGGAGCUGGGUUGGGCCCAGGAGUCCUACUCCCACCCUGCUCCCCUAUCCAGUUUUGACCACUCCAUAAAAUGGUACUUUGCUAAGGGCAUUUGACACCUCGUUGAAGGUAAGUUUGUCCAUGGAGCAGCAUGGAGAGAAGAAGAUAGCAUAGUAAGGUGGUGGAGUUGUGGACAGGAUGGCCUUCCUGGACAACCCAGCAAUUAUAUUGGCUCAUAUUCGGCAGUCACAUGUGACCAGUGAUGACACAGGGAUGUGUGAAAUGGUCCUGAUAGAUCAUGAUGUUGACCUAGAGAAAUUCAAUCCUUCUUCAGUGACUGGAGACAGUGGUUCGGAAAUUCAGGGAAGCAAUGGAGAGACUCAGGGUUAUGUAUAUUCCCAAUCAGUUGAUAUUACCUCAAGCUGGGACUUCGGUAUUAGAAGACGAUCAAAUACAGCUCAGAGACUAGAACGACUACGAAAAGAGAGACAAAAUCAAAUAAAAUGCAAAAACGUUCAGUGGAAAGAGAGAAAUGCUUCUUGUUCAGCAGAAGAGCUAAGCUCGUUGUUUGAAAAAAAGAAUUUCAGAGUAAAGUCUCCACAUUCUGGGAAGCAGUCGUUGCUGUCUGUGCGACUUGAACAGUGCCCACUGCAGCUGAACAACCCUUUCAAUGAGUACUCAAAAUUUGAUGGCAAGGGUCAUGUUGGUACAACUGCAACCAAAAAAAUUGAUGUCUACCUCCCAUUGCACACAAGCCAAGACAAACUGCUGCCAAUGACAGUUGUGACGAUAGCAAAUGCCAAGGUGCAUGACCUGAUUGGACUAAUAUGCUGGCAAUACACGAGUGAAGGACGGGAACCCAAACUAAAUGACAAUGUCAAUGCCUACUGUCUCCAUAUUGCUGAGGACGAUGGUGAGGUUGACACAGACUUUCCACCUUUGGAUUCCAACGAACCCAUUCAUAAAUUUGGCUUCAGCACUCUGGCAUUGGUUGAAAAGUACUCUUCUCCAGGGCUGGCAGCUAAACAGUCACUCUUUGUUCGAAUAAAUGCUGCUCAUGGAUUCUCACUUAUUCAGGUGGACAGUAUGAAGGUCACCAUGAAGGAUAUCUUACAAAAGGCCUUAAAGCGGAGGAAGGGAUCACAGAGGGGUUCAGGUGGGACACACAUUUUGCUCUCUGUAAAGAGAUGUUUUGCCAUAAGUAACUUUUUUCCCUCUGAAAUCUGUUCAUUGUGACUGUCAUGCAAAAUGCUAAUUUUUGUUCAGUUGGUAUUGUGAUUUUCAGCACAGCUCCAAAGCUGCUCUGUUCACAGGUGGGUAUAAAAAGAAAGAAAGAAAGAGAGCUUUUCAGAUACUACUGAAAAACGCUGACAGUGGGAGAAUUGUAUAAUGUUUCCUGCAAAAGCCAUAGAGUCAGUAUCAGUAAUGUUUGUUUUUAUGACAAAGCCACUUGCAUUAAACACCAGUCAUCGAUAGCCUAAAAUGAACUGGAAACAUUAAUCCGGCCUUUGCUUGUUAGACUAUAUAUACUUUUCAUUUAUGUCAGAACCAGGUAUUUAAUGUGAUUUAAAACAAAUUCUAAAAAAUACAGCAGAUUAUAACAGAAUAAUUGACUUCCUGCAAUAUUAUCAAAAUAUUGUUGCCCUGACAAACAGCUUAGACAUAUUGACAUUAAAACAGAAGAAAAUAUGUAAUAAUCUCACUUUAUUGCAAAGCAAUGCUUUUCAUGAUUAUCAAUAUACAUUCAAGUACAUAUUAGUAGAGAUAUUUUAAAAGUACAAGGCUGAGAAAUCUGUCCAGCAAGAAAUAAUUAUUGUGAGAAAUUGCAAUGAGUCUUGUCACGCCACAGAGAACUUUAAUAUAAACCUAUCUAUAUAGUAGGUAGAGAUAAGUAUCUUGUCUUUGUAAAUGAAUGAAACCUCCUUAUAUAACCCUUAGUUUUAAGUAUGUGAUAAUAAAAUAAACCCUUUUCUGUUUAGAAAAAAUAGUUGAGUGCAGUUUUUUUAAACGUGUGUAUAAUCUGUCAUGGAUUUAAUUAGCUAUCUUCAGAUGAAAGCUGAAGUUUUAAUAAAAGUUAGAAGAGAUAACACAGUGAAGGACACGGAUGAGCUGUCUCAAGGCCAUAUUCCAAGGGAACGAUAAGAGCUGUAAAAAAUGGCAGAGGAGAGCAAUUGAAAAUCUGAUUCUCGUAAAAAAGAAAAAAAAAGAGAGAGAGAUGCUGGUAGGGGUGGUUGUAGAUGAGACCUGCUAUCUUCUGCAAGCAAUUUGGCCGCUUGCCAGGAGUCAUUGUUCACCCUCAGCUGUGGCGGCUUGGUCCAGAUGUGCCAACUGCACGUUUCUGCUUUUGCCAGCUGACUGCACCGUUUGAUAACCAGCUCUCUGGAUGCCCAUCACUGGCCGCAGAGAUAGAAUUAAAUGAUGAUGAUCUUCCCACAAGUUAGGAGAGGAAACAAUGCAUAUAAAUCUUGAUUUCAUCUCAGCGUGAGAAGUCUUUAUCCAUCAUCACUCAUAAUGAACAAGUCGUUAGCCGCGAUGAAUGGUGUUCUGGGUUUUUUUUUCAAACAUCUCUUUUGUUCACUUUUUGGGUGACUUUUAUGUAUUUCUUGGGGGUCAAAUUUCUCUCUAGAUAAGAGGAUGGCUGGCUUAAUCUUUCAGUUGCUAUCCUACCUUGUGUCUUAAAUGCUGCUCUUUUUUCUGUUUGAAAUCUGUUUUUUCUUUAAUUCUGCUACUUACGUUCAGUAGUUGUAGAAAGGGAGUUUUUUCCUUUAAGACUUUGAUUCUGUUGUCAUAUCAUCUCUGCACAUAAACUGUUGUAAACCUUAUACCUACUUAGUUGUAUGUAUUGCAAAAUAAUAUGCUGUUCUGAUAUAGGUAUAUUAAAGGUAUAUUUAAAUUUC